Molecule: messenger RNA, 2270 nt
Organism: Mesorhabditis spiculigera
Lineage: Eukaryota; Metazoa; Nematoda; Chromadorea; Rhabditida; Rhabditidae
Source: the annotation of a GenBank genome assembly
AUACCCCGACCAAUGUCGUCCGUUCAAAAGCCGUCGAAUGGAUCAGGAGAGCAUCCAGCGAUUUCCUGUUCAAUUUCAUGCCCCAGCUCGUUGAAGUGCUGCGUUUUGAGCUGUAUGAGGACUCUUCACUUGCCGAGCUGCUGUUAGAACUCUCCUACAAAGAUCUACGCUUUGCGUAUGAGCUGUAUUGGCAAUUGCAACAACGGGUGGACCAUUGCCCGGCCAACGACUUUUCCGCGAACACGGCCUGUUACGUCAGGAGGUGUCAAAUGUUGCAGAAAGAGUUGUUGUCAAGAAAAGAAUCAGCCCUCCUGACCCACAGCAUCUACCUGCAGCACAAACUUCUGAACACCCUAGAUGACCUUCAACGAGAACUGAAGAUUACGACGGAUAGUGAAAAGCUCAACAUCCUCCGACAACGCCUCGGCUUCCUGGAUGGAGAUUUACUUGGCCGAAACGUGCGACUGCCGAUUUUGCCGUCUUUCAAAGCGACUGGGAUUGACGUUGCCAAGUGUGGGAUCUUUAACUCGAACGCCAAGCCAUUGCGCAUCGUUUUCCGGGGGUUGAAGAGCAAAUUUUCGGUGAUUCACAAAGACGGCGAUGACAUGCGACAAGACGCGCUUGUGAUCCAGCUGGUUCGAGUGAUGAACGACAUCUGGUUGUGCGAGGGACUGGACCUGCGGAUGAUCACUUUCCGUUGCGCUACGGUUGGAUAUAGGAAAGGCAUGGCCGAGCUCGUGUCCGACUGCCAAACCCUGUGCGACAUCCAAAAAGCCGAGGGCAUGGCCGGGGUGUUCAAGGACGAUGUGUUAUGCAAGUGGCUGGAGAAGUACAACUCGUCCGAGUAUAGCUAUAAAGUGGCGGAGGACAACUUCCGGCGCUCAUGCGCAGGGUGGUGCGUGGCGACGUUUGUGCUGGGGAUUGGCGAUCGUCACAACGACAACAUCCUAUUGACGUCGAUGGGCCACGUCUUCCACAUCGAUUUCGGGAAGUAUAUGGGCGAUUGGCAGAUGGCUGGACCGGUGAAGAGAGAUCGUGUCCCAUUCGUUUUCACCAAAGAGAUGUACGCCGUCAUCAACCGGGGUGAGGUCCAGGGCGCCAACGAUGGCUACCAAUCGUUCAUCGAUUUCUGCUGCCAAGCCUUCAACCACCUGCGCAGUAAACACGCCCAUAUUUUGAGCUUGUUGAAAAUUAUGCAAUGCUCCGACAUCCCUGGCAUCAACGCUCAAUCCCUCCAUUUUGUGCAAAAGAACCUGAUGCUCGGUAUGAGCGACACCGACGCGACGGCUGAAUUUACGAAGAUGAUCACGAUCUCUCUCGGCUCAACGUUCGUCCGGCUGAACUUCUUCGCGCACACCUUCGCCCAAAUGCUGAGCGGACAAACUGUACGACCAAUUGACCAGCCAGAUACGCUGUCAUUUGUACCUCAUCGGCAUACGAUGGAAACCGACGGCCGAAUCCAGGACGUAAAGCUCCUAUACCCGGAAAAACGCAUGAUGCCCCAGAAAGUUUAUCUGUAUCGAAUGGUUGUCUACCGAGACCAGGAAACCAUUGCCACCACCGUAUACCGUUCGUUCGCCGAAUUCGAGGAGUUGGCUUUGAAGCUGAAGAUGCGGCACCAUUCCUCAGCUCCAAACUGGGUUAAGGAAAACGCACGGUCCAACAACCGGGAAGUUGCCUUGAAACGGCUUUCGGCCAUGAAGGACUACCUUCGAGUACUUCUUCACGGAGCGCCGUCAGCAGUACGAAACGACCCACUCGUCUACACGUUUUUCCAUAUCAUCCUCCGGGACAACACACUCCAAAAUGGACCUGAAGUCCUGGAGCCAGCAGCCGGCCGUCCCGUCCAAAUCCGGCUUCUGCUCUCCUGGCAAGCGACGACGAGCCAGUUGAAAGUUUUUGUCGGGCAUGUCAAGCAUCUACCAAUGUUGACGACCGGACAGGCCCCAGACUCCUACGUCAAAACCUAUCUUCGCCCGGAUCAGAAUUCCAAGAAAAAGACGAAAAUCGUAAGGUCUUCGUUGAACCCAACGUUUAAUGAAGAGUUGUGCUACGACAUUGGUGAAGUACGAGACGUAAAACGAUUCCUCGAUGGCCAUUCGCUAGACGUUUCAAUCUGGAGCGCCGGAGGGUUGAAGGACAACAAUAAAAUGUUCCACACCCAAAUCCAGCUCCAUCGACUCUACAACAAAACUGCGGAUCGGAAGGGCAAUUUAUCAUGGGACGACUGGCAUGAUUUGUCAAAGUUUGGGCUUCAUCUGCCGCAUUCC